AUGUCGGACAGGUCGCACCUCACCGCGAGGAUUGUCUCGAGUAUUGCAGCAACCUGUAUCUCGUUGGCCUGCGGAACCAAUUAUGUGUAUUCGGCAUGGGGUCCUCAAUUCGCCGAGAAGCUCAAGCUCUCGUCAACCCAGCAGAACAUGAUUGGAUUGUCUGCCAACCUGGGCAUGUAUUCGCUGGGAAUACCUAUUGGCAUGUUGGUCGACGCAAAAGGACCACGAAUUGCUACUAUGGUGGGCGCCGUCCUACUCGCCGCGGGCUACUUUCCCCUACACCAAGCAUACGAUAGAGGAUUCGAAUCUAUGCCAGUACCAAUACUGUGCAUGUUCUCAUACUUUACCGGUCUGGGCGGUUGUGCAGCUUUUGCUGCUGCAGUCAAGACAUCUGCGUUGAACUGGCCUCACCAUCGAGGGACGGCUACAGGGUUUCCCCUGGCGGCAUUCGGUUUAAGUGCCUUUUUCUUCUCGAUGUUCAAGCAGUUUGUAAUGCCAGGAAGUACUGGAGACUUUCUCUUUCUAUUGGCCUGUGGAACUUUUGGGCUGGUAUUUGUCUCUUUCUUCUUCCUCCGGGUACUACCACACUCUCAUUACAGCGCCGUUCCGUCAGGCAAUCGAUUACACAAAACAAAGUCGGAGGAUAGCAAGCACCGACGAGAGCACGCAUUAGAGCCAGAACCAGGUACGUCCAAAUUUGUAGUAGAGCACCUCGACCAAGGAGACGCCCUAAAUCAACAUCACGUAGAAGUCGAAGCACCUGACGAGGACUUGAACCCCACAUCCGAAACAGACGAGACUUCCUCCUUGAUGUCCAAAUCCUCCUCCUCCUCAGUCCGUGGUGAUGGCGUGGUAUCUGAAGAAAUUUUUAUUAAGGAUCAUGCCCAUCGUGUAGAUAUUCGGGGUCUUCAAAUGCUUUCCAUGCUCGAGUUUUGGCAAUUAUUCUCAUUGAUGGGAAUUCUCACGGGAAUUGGCCUGAUGACUAUAAACAAUAUUGGCAACGAUGCCAACGCCCUAUGGCGCCACUACGAUGAUUCUGUGACCGACGACUUUGUUCAGAAGCGUCAGGCGAUGCACGUCUCCAUUCUCUCUGUCUGUAGUUUUAUCGGACGUCUUCUCAGUGGCGUUGGGUCCGACUUCCUUCACAAAGUCCUCCGCGCUUCUCGACUAUGGUGCCUAACCCUCGCCGCCGUCGUCUUCCUCAUCGCUCAAUUCGCGGCGCUUAACAUCACAAACCCUCACCAACUAGUCAUCGUCUCAUCUUUCACUGGGUUAGCAUACGGCUUCCUCUUUGGCUGCUUCCCAUCCCUCGUCGCUGAAGCCUUUGGCAUACAUGGAAUGUCCACAAACUGGGGAUGCAUGACGCUAAGUCCCGUCAUAAGCGGGAAUGUUUUUAAUUUGUUUUACGGAAUGGUAUACGAUCAUCACAGCAUCGUUAACAAAGAUGGGGAACGCGUGUGUACUGAGGGAUUGGCGUGUUAUCGCAGUGCCUAUCUUGUUACUGUGGCAGCGUGUGUGCUUGGACUUGCUAUAAGCUUGUGGAGUAUUAGGUAUACCCACAUUGCCCGCAUACAAGAAGAGAAGUUGAGAGAGUUGGAGGAGCGGGAAGAAUGA
Molecule: messenger RNA, 1614 nt
Organism: Lachnellula hyalina
Lineage: Eukaryota; Fungi; Ascomycota; Leotiomycetes; Helotiales; Lachnaceae
Gene: YMR155W
Exons: 5
Coding region: 1-1614 (537 amino acids)
Cellular component (GO): membrane
Source: RefSeq, a predicted model, not a curated record